AUGCCGUCCUCUAGAUCCAACGAAAACCAGUCCUCCACGGGCCGUACAGGUCCACAGGGAGAACCAGCCAGUGGCAACCGUCAACAGGGCUCGUCGAACCAAGCAAGAAGCCAGGGCAACGAUAGUUCGGCAGAAAUUCUGGAGUACUACCGCUCCAACACCGACAGACUGCUGGAGUUCCUCUCGCGCAGCGAUGACGAGUCGCUGAAUCGCCUCGUCACGAUCGUACGUUCGGGCGCCUCCUACGAUGUUGUUUUCACCGCAAUCGAGCAGUCCUCCACGAACGGGAGCAUAAACCAGCCGAAUGGCACGAGCCAUUAA
Molecule: messenger RNA, 321 nt
Organism: Penicillium diatomitis
Lineage: Eukaryota; Fungi; Ascomycota; Eurotiomycetes; Eurotiales; Aspergillaceae
Exons: 2
Coding region: 1-321 (106 amino acids)
Source: RefSeq, a predicted model, not a curated record